CGUUUACCAAAAAAAGAGAAAAAUAGGAAACUCAGUCUCGGUCUCUAUCUCUCUCUCUCAAAGGCGAUGUUGAUGAAAAUUGCUGAGACCCACACCGGCGAAGCCACAGCAUCGUCUUAGAUCGAAUCAGGUUUUUGGAUUCCAUGUGUGGGGGUUUGCCAUUAUAGUUCAAUUUUGGUGGCUUUUGAAGCUACCUUCAAGUUUGUGCCUCACCGAUUCCCUUCAAUGCCAAAUAGUGAUUGUAGCAGGCGAAGAGUUAUGUUAAUGCCGGUCUGAUGAAAAUUUUGGAGCUGGGCUCUGGCAAAGAGGUUGGAUAUACUGCAAAUACAAAUGGGCGUGCGCUAUAUAGCCAUCUCGGCGCUGUCUACGGUGCUAAGCUUUGUGGGUUUGCAAUUCUGGACGGAAUUGUCUUUAGAUAAGCUAAAGUCAGAUGGACUAAUUGGUGAGAAUUUUAUUCACUCGGAGAAUGCAAGCCGUGUCAUCGAGCUGCUUUUGGGUUCUUAUGCCACCAUUGGACUGCUGACGAAUUUUGUACUCAAUGUAUUUAUUUUCCUUGUUCUUUGUCUAAAGAAUAUAUUCUUUGUGGAGUUGUAUCCGUCAGAAACUCGGAAACUGUUGGAACGUCUUAUCAAUUAUGUUAUUUACAAGGGGAUGUUUCUACCUCUGGUUGUUCCACCAACAAUAUACCAAGCAGGCUUGUGGUCAAUAUGGUUGACUGUUAUUUGCUCUCUAAAGAUGUUUCAAGCUUUGGCCAGAGAUAGACUUGAACGUUUGAAUGCCUCUCCUUCUGCUACACCAUGGGCAUAUUUUCGUGUAUAUUCAGUCUUAUUACUGGUCCUCUCCGUUGACUUUUUAUGGAUUAGGCUGUGUCUGGUAAUAUAUAAAGCUCUGGGUUCAUCCAUGUUUCUGUUGUUAUUCUUUGAGCCUUUCAGUAUUGCUUUUGAGACACUUCAGGCUAUUUUAGUUCAUGGAUUUCAGUUGCUUGAUGUAUGGCUGCAUCAUUCAGCAGGGAGCAGUGAAAAUUGCCAAAGGUUCAAAUUUUUUGAUACAUCAGCAGCAGGUUCAUUAUCAGAAUGGAAAGGCAUUCUCAUUCGGAAUUUGGGGUUUUCCCUAGACAUGGCAACAUUGUUAAUGGCACUCGGUCAUUAUGUGCAUAUUUGGUGGCUGCAUGGCAUGGCAUUUCAUCUUGUGGACGCCGUCCUCUUCCUAAAUAUACGUGUAAAUAUUUGUGCCUUGCUAAGUGCUAUUUGGAAGCGUGUAAAAGGAUUUAUCAAAUUGAGAAAAGCUUUAGGUGCUCUCCAUGCUGCCCUUCCUGAUGCAACAACUGAAGAGCUACAAGCAUAUGAUGAUGAAUGUGCCAUCUGUAGGGAACCAAUGGCUAAGGCUAAAAAGUUACUCUGCAAGCAUCUUUUUCAUCUUGCAUGCUUGAGAUCUUGGUUGGAUCAAGGUUUAAGUGAGACUUAUUCAUGUCCCACUUGUCGAAAGCCGCUUUUUGUUGGCAGACCUGAAAUUGAAGCCAACCACGGUACUGGAGAAGUUUCUAGCGAUGAGCAGCUUGCCCAUCAAAUAAGUGCUGGACUUGAUCGUCAAAACUCUUCUGGACAUACCCUACCAACUGGAGUAUUCCCUGGUCAGACACAGAACCUUAUGGAAGGCGGUCCUUGGAGGAGUGGGGGACUGGAUUCAAGUUGGUUGCAUGCUUGGCCUAACCAAGGUAUUGAUGGAGCUGGACCCUCUACUGCUGGCAGAUCAGUUGGAUUAGGGAGAGUCCAGAUGAUGAUGAGGCAUCUUGCAUCUGUAGGAGAAACCUACGCCCAGACUGCCCUUGAAGAUGGUGCUUGGAGCCUUUGGCCUGUGAAUCCCUCUCAGGCUGCUGCAACUGGUACACCCAUCCCUCCUGCUGCUGCUGGAAGAUACCCUGGAGGAGGUGGUGGUUUACGUAUGAGGACUACUCCACACCCUGCAAAUGACAACUUAGCCAACAUACUUGCCAUGGCUGAGACGGUACGCGAAGUUUUGCCACACAUGCCUGAUGACAUAAUUUUCCAGGACUUGCAGCGAACAAAUUCUGUCACUGUUACCGUGAAUAAUCUUCUCCAAAUGUGAGUAUAUAUUAUGCCCUCUUUUGUUGUAAGAAGCUGUGAGUUCUCAAACGAGGUUCCUGGUUCAUCCCAUACCAAAUAUCUGAAGGUUUCUUGGCAUGCACAACCUGUGGUUGGUCAAUUCACCUGACUUUUUUCUUGGUUUUUUUUUCCUUACUAAUUUAUGUUCCCCCCCGCCCCCUCCCCCUUCCUUUAGAAAUACAUUAAUUCUUCUUGCGCUGUAUAUAAAGGCAACUCGCUCAAUCAGUUGUAUUUGUGAAAGAAGAAAAAAAGUGCAGUUAUUAUAGUCCUUUUUUGGUUUCCUCUAAGAAAAUAAAAUUGCUAUACCAUGAAAAUGUGGGUGGUCU
This is a messenger RNA of Corylus avellana, 2449 nucleotides long. It is a transcript of the gene RIN3, whose product is annotated as RPM1 interacting protein 3. Gene Ontology annotation, cellular component: cytosol; ubiquitin ligase complex; plasma membrane. NCBI's taxonomy places the organism in Eukaryota, Viridiplantae, Streptophyta, Magnoliopsida, Fagales, Betulaceae. The record is from RefSeq and is a predicted model, not a curated record. Gene Ontology annotation, molecular function: ubiquitin protein ligase activity; ubiquitin binding. Gene Ontology annotation, biological process: positive regulation of plant-type hypersensitive response; protein ubiquitination; ubiquitin-dependent protein catabolic process.